Seminavis robusta is the source of this 345-nucleotide messenger RNA. Lineage: Eukaryota; Bacillariophyta; Bacillariophyceae; Naviculales; Naviculaceae. The record is from the annotation of a GenBank genome assembly.
AUGCCCAACUCGCCACCAGAUCGGUCUUAUUCAUAUGAGAAAUACAAUGAGGUCCUGACCAACGCUUCUACCAGGUUUGAUGUCAAUCACAAGCUUCUAGUACCCACCGGCAGAUCCUGCAGGGCCAACAUGGCUGUGAUCGACGCGUCUGAGGUUGAAGUCGAGCAACCUGAUGGCAUGGAUAGCCAACCAGAUGACCCCACUCAUUUCCAAGCGUUUGCGGCCAUGAGGGACCCCUCUGUCCGGCCCCCAGACCAACAUUGGACCCAACUUUCCAAUACGGGCAAGAAGAAGUGGCGCUACUCGUUUCCCAUUGUACCCUUACACAUGCUACCCACGGACUAA